This is a messenger RNA of Exaiptasia diaphana, 2646 nucleotides long. RefSeq names its product probable RNA-directed DNA polymerase from transposon BS. NCBI's taxonomy places the organism in Eukaryota, Metazoa, Cnidaria, Anthozoa, Actiniaria, Aiptasiidae. The transcript is spliced from 4 exons. The coding region runs from base 1 to 2646 and encodes 881 amino acids. The record is from RefSeq and is a predicted model, not a curated record.
AUGUUAACGCCAGAAAACAAACAACGUUUGAAGCUGUUUCUCGACAAAAAGCUCCCGGAUUGUAGAUACGAUUGGGAAGAAUUUAAAGUGACUUUACAAGAAGCUGCUAAAAAUACCUUCGAUCAAAAGAAAACGGAAGCUAAAUNAGAAUUCUAUGCAGCUAUUAAUAAGAUUUAUGGUCCCCGGAGCAAAACAACUCACCCUGUUCGAUCAAAAGCUGGUGUCCUUCUUACUUCAUCUCCAGAGAUCAAAGAUCGUUGGGUAGAACAUUUCAGUGAGCUACUUAAUCAACCAACCGAUGUCGACGCAAGUCUCAUUGACGACAUCGAGCAACUCCCGAUGGAUGACUCGCUCGACCUCCCUAUAACCGAAGAAGAAGUUGACACAGCACUCAAAAAUACCAAACUUGGCAAAAGCCCCGGUCCUGAUGGUGUUCUGCCAGAAGUACUAGUACAUGGUGGUAAUACCCUAAAAGCCUUCCUGUUUGCAAUCAUCUCGAGGUUUUGGGUGACGGAAAAUUUGCCAUCGGAAAUCACGGAUCCAAACAUCACCAUUCUCUUCAAAAAGGGAGAUCGCAGUCAAUGCGGAAACUAUCGAGGGAUUUCUCUCUUAAGCGCCGUGGGAAAAGUCUUUGCUGACAUCCUCUUACAGAGACUCAAACGCAUAGCUGAUAAGAUUUAUCCCCAGUCCCAAUCCGGUUAUCGCGAAAACAGAAGUACCAUUGACGGAAUCUUUACCCUGAGACAACUAAUGGAGAAAACCAAAGAACAUCGUCAGAACUUGUACAUCGUUUUUGUCGACUUUACCAAGGCAUUCGAUACAGUAAACAGAGAAUUUUUGUUUAAAAUCUUGGGAAAACUUGGUUGUCCUCCAAAAUUUGUCAGACUGAUUCAAAGUCUCUACUCUCAAGUUCAUGCUCGUCUCAUUGUUAAUGGAGUCCUGACCGAACCSUUUGAAUAUAACAGCGGUGUGAAACAAGGCUGCAAGUUAGCACCUACAUUAUAUGGUAUCUAUGCUGCYGUACUUCUCUUACUUGCUUACAAAAGAACUGGUCACCAAUUCGCCAUAAAGAUCAGGUUUAGAUUUGACGGUGACCUCUUUGAUGUGAGGAGACUGAAAGCCAAAACUAAAACCUUUAUCGACUUCAUCAGAGAAGCGCAGUAUGCUGAUGACAUUGCAAUCCUUAGCGACUCAGCACUCGGACUGCAGACCUUGCUCACAGACUACAACAGCAUGGCAAAACGGAUGGGUCUUUCUAUAAACAUCAAAAAGACAGAAACCAUGUGCAUUGGUCCUGAAGAACAGUUCUUUAUCGAUGGCACGCCAAUCCAAAAUGUAAACCGCUUUAAGUAUCUCGGAAGUAUUGUUACCAGCGAUUGUUCUGUGAAUGCUGAGCUCAUCAUGCGUAUACAAGCUGUAUCAUCUGCAUACGGUCGGCUCCGUGAUCGUGUUUUUGACUCCCACGAUCUUACGCUCUCGACAAAGCUGAAAGUCUAUGUCCAAUGUUUGACGCCACUCCUGACAUACGGUUGUGAAACCUGGACACUGUAUCGACACAAUAUCAACCAGCUCCGUACUGUUCAACAACGUCAUUUGCGAAAGAUUCUUCGCAUCAAGUGGAACGACUAUGUGAGUAAUGAAGAGGUGUUACGGCGAGCAGAUGCUGAGGAUAUCGAGAUCACGCUUAUUAAGAGUCGUUUGCGCUGGCUUGGUCACGUGUCAAGAAUGGACAACAACCCCAGUGGGAAUUUGCUAGUUGCCGCGCUAAAAGGCGGCGACUGGGACGAGAUAGAUUGUGUCGCAGAGACAGUUGAUGAUGCUAAGCGUGUUGAGAUGCUUAAGCAGAAUGCAAAAAAGUCGGAUGCAAAUAGGUAUGGACAGUCAUUCGACGCAGUAUCACAGUUAAAAACGUUCUGUGAUGAGCGUGAUGCAUUGUACAUCUAUAAAAUGAACAACGAGGGAAUGUAUGGAGAGCCAUCGUAUGUUUUCAAAUGCUCAUCGAUUCAAGCUCAGCUUGCCUUGAGUAUGAAUUACGUAGAAGAUGGUCUGCUGAAAGAUCAGUAUUGCUAUGCCGAUGCRAAGCAUAACCGAUGUCUGGGUUUCAAAACCCUGACGCUGUGGGUAUAUCAUCCUGUUUUGAGAAAAAUAGUCAAACUUGCAACGAUGGAAAGCUCAAAAGAAGACACAGAUGCUGUUGUCAAGUUUUGGACUUUGCUAAAUGAAGUGUUGCAGAGAAUUGCUGGGAAAGAGACCUAUUUCAACCCCAUUGGUUGGGUUAUGGACGAAGCUGGUGCCUGGUGGAAUGGCGUGAAAAAAGUCUACGGGGAAGAUGCAUUAUCAAGAUGCAUCUCGUGCGAAUUCCACUACAAGCAGUCCGUGCGACGACAGUCAAACAAGCUUCCAGCAGGCGAUGUACGCAAACAGUUUGAAUUUCUAAGCUGUGCACUACUUGAAGCGAAUACCAUAAGUAUGUUUGAGAAACGCCGUGCCGAUCUAAAUAGUUUCCUUAAACAUGAAAAAAUGGAUGUUGCUGUCAAAUCUUGGCUGGAGUGGUGUAACGCAAGAAAGACACACAUCUUUCGAGCCUUUAAGGCCACGUCCAAAGUUCCGAGAAUGAAUUUAGCCGAAASGGGACACUCUACUUAA